UGGAGAAAGCUGCUAGCUACAACUAGUGUCARGAGACCAAAAGCUCACACAUGCCCCUGCCGAGUAUAGCCAACCAAACAUAAGCUCACAUAAGAGCAGCUAGUUGGUGGCUUGCUUGCCGGCUGAGUUGGAUUUAACGCCUCAAUGGCCAGCACUAACAUGUGCUUCUGCUCGACUACGCCACGAGAGUAUAUAGAAAUUUUGAAAAGGAAAUUUCUCGUCUUCUCAAACUGRUUACUGCUACAAAUUAACCAACAAYAACARUAAUUACUUAAAUCAAAAUAAACACAACAACAACACAAUACAAACAACUAAAACGAAAAAUCAAAGAGAUUGCAAUCAAAAAUCAAAAAGUAGAGUAAAAGCUCACCGUAAUUUGCAAAACCACAAAGCGAAACAGCGACACCACAAAUAAACAGUCAACAACAACAAAAACGACGAAAAACCGAUUACAUUGUAACCAAAAAUAAACACAGCGUCGCAGACACCAACAAGCAAACAAAGAAACGCACAGGCAAAGAUCAAAGAAGCAGAGAAACMGACGUGCGACGUGGUGAGGAAAAUUGCAAAUCACAAAAGCGAGGCGAGCAWAUCCAAAGUGCAGUGAAAAUUCAGCCUCAAAAUGGUCGACGACUUUUCACCGAUGCGCAUGCAGAAGAAGACGCGCAGCGCCUCCAUUUGCGCAACGAGCGGCGGCAGCAUCGAAACGGCCAUACAUAAUAUGCCGCCGUACGGCGCGGCAUCGGGCAGUGCCACACCCGAGAGCGGCGGCACGCCCGGCUAUCGGCGUCGACGACCGGCCACACGGUCGCAAAGUGCACGCAUCACGACCGGCGCCAAAUCGGUACGACGACGCGCACAAGCACAGGCCCAACAGCAGCAGCAACAGCAAUAUAAUCUGGAAAAUGCACGUUCUUACUGCACGAGCGAGCCGCGUCUCAGCGAAACGGAAACGCCGCCGCAAAGACGCAAAUUAUCGCAACGAAGACCACAACAGCAUG
Bactrocera latifrons is the source of this 1001-nucleotide messenger RNA. RefSeq lists its product as uncharacterized. The annotation marks the transcript as partial. The transcript has 3 exons. Lineage: Eukaryota; Metazoa; Arthropoda; Insecta; Diptera; Tephritidae. The record is from RefSeq and is a predicted model, not a curated record.